Messenger RNA from Xiphophorus hellerii (green swordtail), 1270 nucleotides. RefSeq names its product partitioning defective 3 homolog B-like. The record is from RefSeq and is a predicted model, not a curated record. NCBI's taxonomy places the organism in Eukaryota, Metazoa, Chordata, Actinopteri, Cyprinodontiformes, Poeciliidae. Bases 245 to 748 code for a protein of 167 amino acids. The transcript has 4 exons.
CGAUACCACGAGGGGGCCGACCCAACCUCAGGCCUCGUUUGAGGACAUCAACGGACUCUACGCCAAAGUGAACAAAUCCAGACCGCCGCAGCAGCAGCAGCAGCAGCAGCAGCAGCAGGCCCCUCCAGACAGCGAUCAGCGGAUCCAGGGAUUGCGUAGGGAGUACCAGCAGGCCCGAGCCGCUCCGGGUUACGAGGAGCUGGAGGCGGCGAGACGCAGAGUUCUGGAGCAUGACCCAAAUCGGAUGGCACCCAGAGGGGUUGAAUCCCGACCAAGGCACCUGUAUGAAGAGUUGGAACUGGAUUACAAUCCAAAACCCAGGAGGGAUCCGUAUGACUAUCCCACAUACUCCAGGGCUCACAGGGAGCCAGUCCCUUACCCCGGUCACUACCAGGACCCUCCAGGUCCCAGCAACUCCGGCCGUUUGCCACUUCCUCAGUCGUCCAACCAGUCCCAGCAGGCUCCUGCUAAUCAACGCUACUACCCGUCCGCCCAGCAACACCGUGCAGCUCUGAGACAGGAUGUCCCUCCGUCUCCCACGGCUGGUCGCAGGGGGCGGCAGUACUAUGAGCCCGUGGUAGGGAGAGGAGACGGCUACCGGCAGGGCCAGCCCCGGCCGCUACACCAGCCCAGACAGGUACCCUACAGCAAGCAACGCUACGCCAGCCCUGAUGGCUACCGUCAUGAGGAUGAAAGACAGCCUGAGCCAAGGCGGGAAGGACCCUAUGAUAGGUGCAGUGUAAAGUGAUGAAAGUUAAGGUUUAACACGGGCGCUUUGCAAAGAGUUAUAUUUAAAUGUAUAUAAAUAUAUAUAUAUAUAUUUCUGGUGGAGAUAUUGUGAGUAUUCCAGUGUUGCCAAGGUUUAUGAUGACGGAUUUUAUAAUGCAAAAUGAAAUGAGAUUAAAUUGCACAAAUAUUUACAGCAAACUUGGUGCCAUAUAGAUGUUAAGUUGAAGUAUAUUCCAGCACUGAAAGCACUGCAUUUUGUCCAGAAGGAUCAAACAGAAGGUAAUAAAUGGGGGGGAAUCACCUUUACCAGCUAGAUCAUGACAGGAAGCCGACAACAAAAACAGGAAUUAGCUCUCCUUCUUGACUUUUAAGCCUUGAUGUUUUGCCGCUUAAGCUUCCUUUACUUCCUGACAUGUCGGGGUUUUUUUCUUUUGUCUUUUUGCCUUUGAUUAUGUGGAUGAGGCCGACACCUUUACUGUCCGAGAAGAAUUUAAUUGUGAUAUUUUUGUGUGUUUUCUAAUAAAGUAAAUAGUUACUCUUA